AUGCUUGAAAUUAUCCUUUUCGGUGUCAUAUGCGCCUACGUCAUCUAUCAGCGCUUCCUGCACCCACUGUCAAGGUACCCCGGACCUCUGUUGGCUUCCCUGAGCAACGUCUGGAAGGCAUACCAUGUCUAUCAAGGAGAUCUCGAGUAUGCAAUCUUGAAGCUUCAUCAAGAGCAUGGAAAGAUCGUGCGCAUUGGGCCCAACCACCUAGACAUCAGCGAUGCCGCCGCCGUCAAAGACAUCUACCUGACGGGAAAGUCAUUCGUGAAGAGCUCCUUCUACGAUGCCUUCACAGCCCUCCGCCCCAACAUCUUCGGCACGCGAGACGAGAACAUCCACGCCGCCCGGAAGAAAGCCCUCACCCCGGGCUUCUCCCUGCAAUCCGUAACGCAGAUGGAGCCGUACAUCGACAGCUGCCUUGCAAAGCUCCUCGCACGCCUCGACGCCGCCGCCGCCACCGGCGAGCCCAUCGACCUCAAAGCCUGGAUCUCCUUCUUCGUCAUCGACGUCCUCGGCGAACUCGCCUUCUCGCGCUCCUUCGACAUGCUGGAACGGGGGCAGACGGAGGCACUGCCCCCGCUUAAGGAACAUGUCUUCCUCGCCAUGCUCACCGGCCAAUUCCCCGCCAUCGUCCCGCUGGUUAACAAAUACCUGCCGUACAUCCCCAUCCCCGCGCUGCAAGCCACGAUCAAAGGCCGCAUGAAGCUCCGCCAGCUCGCAAUCGACCGCAUAACCCACCGCCUCGCCCACCCAGACCCGUCCCGGCGCGACCUCCUCGCCAAACUCAUCGCCUCGUACGAAAGCGGUGACGACGCCGCGGGCAUCGACGUCGUCGACAUCCAAACCGAAGCCUUCGGCUUCAUCAUCGCCGGCUCACACACCACCGCCGCCACCAUCACGCUGCUGUUCUGGCACCUGCUGCACAAUCCGCAGACGCUGGCCAAGCUCGAGGACGAGGUAGCAUCGCUCGAUAGGGGCGGCGGGGAUGGAAGUGUGCCGUACGCCGCGACGACGGCCGCAAAGGCGAAGUACCUUGCUGCUGCUGUGACCGAGACGCUGCGCAUCAACCCGGUCUUCACGAUGCCGCUGAUGCGCGUCGUUCCGGGUGGUGCGGGGACGGUUGUAGCGGGGGCGCGGGUGCCGGGUGGGACGGAUGUGAGUGUGACGAAUCAUGCGUUGCAUCAUGAUCCGGCGGUGUUUGGUGGGGAGUUGGAAAGGUUUGUGCCGGAGAGGUGGUUGGGCGGCAGUGGUGGUGACGGUGUUGGGGGUUUGGUGGUGAGGUUGAGGAGGAGGGAGGUGGAUUGA
This is a messenger RNA of Lasiodiplodia theobromae, 1305 nucleotides long. Its product is annotated as Benzoate 4-monooxygenase cytochrome. Bases 1 to 1305 code for a protein of 434 amino acids. The transcript has 5 exons. The record is from RefSeq and is a predicted model, not a curated record. Gene Ontology annotation, molecular function: heme binding; monooxygenase activity; oxidoreductase activity, acting on paired donors, with incorporation or reduction of molecular oxygen. NCBI's taxonomy places the organism in Eukaryota, Fungi, Ascomycota, Dothideomycetes, Botryosphaeriales, Botryosphaeriaceae.